Toxotes jaculatrix (banded archerfish) is the source of this 3120-nucleotide messenger RNA. Its product is annotated as transmembrane protein 41A-B-like. The record is from RefSeq and is a predicted model, not a curated record. The transcript is spliced from 5 exons. The coding region runs from base 310 to 1137 and encodes 275 amino acids. Lineage: Eukaryota; Metazoa; Chordata; Actinopteri; Toxotidae.
UGUUUUUAGUUGCUGGGUGAUAAUGUUGCGCAAAUGGCGACAGCGUCUUUUCCCUCAGUCUGAGGAAAGUUGUUGGUCGCCGGCUGCCAUGUGAUCUGUCUGCCGAACCCCAGCCAGAAUGUCAACCGUCAUUUGUAGCCUCCUUCUCGGUAAGCGACACCCCCUCUGUCCUCUCCCUGGUCCCGUCCAACUGAACCACAACACGUCAACUCUUAUUGCCCCGGUGGUCUUCCCCUCCUCUUAAAUUAAAUUCAGCCCGAGUUGUUCGCAGAGUUAACCGGCGAACAGGGACUUUCAGCACAGAGCACCAUGCGCUCCUUGACGGGACUAGCUGCCAUUGUGGGGGCGGCAAGCGUUUACCUCUACCUGCUUUCGACUCAUCUUCCCCCGGGACCGAAGCAGCUCCAGCCGGACGCCGAGGGGGAGGACGAGGGGGUCCAGGAGUACAGGCUGAAGUUCCCUUCGGACCUGGAUGAGCUGCGGGAGCUCGCAGACACGCUCAGAUUUUAUAAAAGAGAACAUCAUGGAUAUGUUCUGCUGCUGUUCUGUAGUGCCUACCUGUACAAGCAGUCUUUCGCCAUACCUGGCUCCUCCUUCCUGAACAUGUUAGCCGGUGCGAUAUUUGGGCCCUGGGAGGGUCUGGUUUUGGCCUGCAUGCUCACCACCUCGGGCUCCACGUUCUGCUUCCUGCUCUCCUCUGCCUUUGGAAAGCAGUAUGUGGUUCAGUUCUUCCCUGAGAAGGUGGCCCUGCUGCAGAGGAAGGUGGAGGAAAACCGUAGCAGUUUAUUCUUCUUCCUUCUUUUCCUCCGUUUCUUCCCUAUGACUCCUAACUGGUUCCUUAACAUCACUUGUCCUGUCCUCAACAUCCCUAUGCCUGUUUUCUUCUUCUCUGUGCUCAUCGGUUUGAUUCCCUACAACUUCAUCUGUGUGCGUACGGGCUCCAUACUCUCAGAGAUCUCCUCUCUGGACGACAUCUUCUCCUGGAGCACGCUGGCCCAGCUCCUGGCCAUCGCCCUCAUGGCUCUCGUACCUGGAGCACUGAUCAAACACUACAGCAAAGAUCACCUCAAGGUGGAUGGCAUGGACAGCAACGGAACCAGUCAGGCUGAAAUCCGCCGUGACCGGAAGAGACGGUGAUUCUGGGAUAAAGGAGGACCUAAAUGGAACUUUGUGUCAGAGGAAGUAAGGUGGGAAAAACCCACUCACUUUUCUCCACUUCAGCGUCAUGAAGGUCACACCAGAGGAUUACCACAGGCGUAGUAAUCAUAGAAUGAUCUGUUCAAGUUUAGAAAUGUCCUCAGGUCAUGUUACAUCAGACUUUAAGGUUACAGUUUCCCAAAGGUCCUUCACUGAUAAUAAACACAGCAAACUUUUCAGGGGAGUCUUCUCAGAUAGGCCCUAAAUAUCCUUAGAUUAACAAAGUCUUAAAAGUUACUGAGGUUGAGCGAUUGUUCUUGAGAGGGUUCAGUAGUUCAUGACCUGGGGAGAGUAAUGUACUGUCACCUUGAUUAUCUUGAUAUUUAGAUCGUUAUUUAGGAAAAGAAGCUUUUAAUAUUUAAGACACCAAAGAAUGAGCUCAAAAUAUGACAAUUUAUUUAUUUUUUAUUUAUCCAAACUGGAUUUUUAAUUUCAGUCUUUAGCUGAGAUAUUCUCCCUCCUACAGGACAUAAUGAAGCCUUUGAAGUCCCCUCACCGUGGCCUGUUCUGAUCUGUGGUGUAACAAAAAGUACACCUCUGCCAUCGGAGUGAUCUGUUUUUUUAUACUUAAAAUGGUCAGACAUGACAGUAACAAAGAUGUUAGCGUUCAGCAUUUGUUUCUCAGUCCACUACAGAUUUCUGACCUUGUGCCAAGUUACCACAUACAGCUUUAAAAGUAAUUUGCUUGCUGUAAUAAAUAUACACUGUAGAGCUGCACAGGAAGCCCCACUUGACCCUGCUGUGGAAAUCUGUUCUGGCUUAAACAUACUGGGUUUCCUCACAGACUGUGGUCCCUUGCUAUUCCUUCUUUAGUGCUGAUAGUUAACUAGGUAGGCAAUAAUAAUUUCUACUCCUCACAUAUGUUUACUCAGUAUGUCACCUUGCAGCCAUGCAUUUCCAGAAACUUCAGUGGAAAAACUGUUGUGUUUUAGGAUAUUUUGAACUCUAAAUAUCUCAAGAUUGAGGGUUCCUCUGUCUUUUUCCAGAGCACUUACUUUUGUGUCUUAAUGUAGCUGUGACUGAAAUCACAGAUGGGUUUUACAGAACAGUUGUGAUCUUCUCAUGAUGGUUUCCAUGGGACAGGGAAAGUGCCAAAGUUCAGACUACUGCGUCAUAGGUUUCAACAAAGUUAUUCUUUAAUAGUAUUUAAUUUGCAGUCAUGAGAAGAUCACAUUUUGUUCCUCUGAAUAUGAGACUGGUGAUGCACUUUGUGUUUGUUGCUAUCAGUGUAACUGAUUUACUGCUUAUGUUUGACAGAUUGGAAUUGUAUUAUUUAUUUUUAGGCCAGUAUUUUUCAGGGCAGAGAGUCUGUAGAAAAUAGUCUUAAAUUGUAGCUUCUUAUCAAAAAACAUAAGGGGCAACUUAUGAGUUUCCUCUAAAUUUAGGUGCAGAUCUGUCACAGAGAGGGGCAGUUUUAAUUUUGGAUAUAAAAUGUCAUACUGUAUCCAGACAGUGUAGUGAAAUUUGGGACAUUCAAAGGCAUGGAGGGCUGUCACAUCGCUCUGUGAUCUUGGUGGUUCCACUGAUUUGUGAAUGUGGAAAAGACCUUAAGUGCCAAAUAUACUGUGUGUAUGUGCUCUAAACUCUUUGACAGCUAAGUAAAAUAAAUCCUAGAGGUUUUUCAUGAGCAUUUUCUUUACUUGCCACUGUUUUCAUAAACUUAUGAAUACAGUGGAAAGUUUAAAAAAAAAAAAAGUUUUUUGUUCAAAAUGUUGCUUUCAGUUUUAAAGGGCUUUGUGUGGGUCUCAGGAUGGGAGAUUUUUGUUCUCCUUUUCUUUGACCAAAAUCAGUUACAGAGAAAAACUACUCCCGUCUGCUCAGGGGAGACAAAAUCUGUAAAAAACAUUUUUUAAUCCAACAUGCUGUGCAUAAUGCAGGUUUUUCGUGAACUACGUAAAAAUACAAUAAAAUCUCUGAAGUCUG